Messenger RNA from Dinoponera quadriceps, 1024 nucleotides. RefSeq names its product histidine protein methyltransferase 1 homolog. The transcript has 6 exons. NCBI's taxonomy places the organism in Eukaryota, Metazoa, Arthropoda, Insecta, Hymenoptera, Formicidae. Gene Ontology annotation, biological process: peptidyl-histidine methylation, to form tele-methylhistidine. The coding region runs from base 116 to 976 and encodes 286 amino acids. The record is from RefSeq and is a predicted model, not a curated record. Gene Ontology annotation, molecular function: protein-L-histidine N-tele-methyltransferase activity.
GUUGCGGAUGCAAUGAAACGUUGUGUUUUAUGAUGUCUAAUCAUGGUUGAUAUUUUAAUUCUACUGAAAGUGUAAGCUCUCGAUUUUGGGACAUCUUCUAAAAUUCUGCGAAAAAAUGUUUAAAUUCGGAUUUGCAAGAAAUGCAGUCAAUCCUGACGAAGAGGACAAAGGUGAAAAGAAAGAGGAUUUAGCGUGGAUCCUUGCAUCAAAACUUCAAAUAACGUCUGAACAAAUUGGAGAGAAAUAUGAAGCCGAUUGUUGUACAGAGACGAAAAUGUUGCCUGGUUACAAUCUGAAAUUAAUUCGCUUCGAUAAAAUAAUGGAAGAUUUUAUUAGUAAGUGGGAGCAAAACCAGCAGGAUAUCUUCGAGGCGGAGUUACAACAUUCCGAUCUUAUUCCAGCUAAAUACGAAGGUGGUUUGAAAGUAUGGGAGUGCACCUUCGACUUGGGCCAGUAUAUACUGAAGGAGGAUAUUGAGCUGAAGGAUAAGCUCGUCAUGGAUUUAGGAUGCGGUGCGGGAUUAAUUGGCAUUACUGCUCUUCUCAAGAAUUCCACGGUCCACUUUCAAGAUUAUAAUGCCGAAGUUCUAAGAUCCUUGACUAUACCGAACGUGCUGUUGAACUUCGACGAUCGUGCGAGCGUAUUAGCUAGAUGUGAGUUUUAUGCCGGAGAUUGGGGGUCUUUCGCAACGUUAUUUGACGAUGACGAAGGUAGAAGGUGCGAUUACAUUUUUACAAGCGAGACGAUUUACAAUCCGGACAAUUACAGCAAGCUGCACGAGGUUUUUAAGAAGAGGUUGAAGAUCAAGGGCGUUGUAUUCGUCGCCGGGAAGACUUAUUAUUUCGGCGUGGGUGGUGGAAUGAGGCAGUUCGAGAGUUUUGUACUGAAGGAAGGAUACUUUGACGUAAAGAUGGUCUGGAGAAAUCAAGAUGGUGUGAAUCGUGAAAUACUGAAACUUACAAGGAGGACACAUUAAAGAGUCUGCAACUCCUUGUUAUACAAGACAAGAUUUUUGCCUUGACGU